UCCAGGGCAUGUGUCCUGAUGAGACUACAGACCCCUGUCUGGCAAACAAUGGUGGUUGCAAUGCCAAUGCAGAUUGCUUAACAGUUAAUGGUGCUGUGAGUUGCACUUGCAGGGCAGGGUACUCUGGUGAUGGAUAUACAUGUACAGACGUUGACGAAUGUGCUGUAGCCAACGGUGGCUGUUCUGCAAGUGCUAGCUGCACAAACUCUGUCGGCAGUUACCAGUGCAGUUGCUUGGCAGGAUACACUGGUGACGGUUUCACCUGCAUUGAUGUUGAUGAGUGCUUAGUUGCCAAUGGUGGCUGUGGUGCAAAUGCCUUGUGUAGCAAUACUGCAGGCAGCCGUGACUGCGCUUGUAAAUCAGGGUUCACAGGAGAUGGCUUUACCUGUUCUGACGUCGACGAAUGCCUUGUUAAAAAUGGAGGCUGUGAUGUGAAUGCUGUAUGUCAAAACACCAAUGGUGGAAGAACGUGCACCUGUCUCCCAGGGUUCUCUGGUAAUGGCAUCACUUGCACAGAUGUGGACGAGUGUCUGGUUGCUAACGGUGGCUGCGACGCAAAUGCCCGGUGCAGCAAUACUGCAGGCAGCCGUGACUGCGCUUGUAAAUCAGGGUUCACAGGAGAUGGCUUAGUGUGCACAGACGUUGACGAAUGCUUGGUGGCUAAUGGUGGGUGCCAUGCAAAUGCGGACUGUAAAAAUGCUGUUGGUGGCAGAACUUGCACAUGUCAUCCUGGUUACACUGGAGAUGGACUUCAGUGUACUGACAUAAAUGAAUGUCUGGUUGCCAACGGUGGCUGCGACGCAAAUGCCCGGUGCAGCAAUACUGCAGGCAGCCGUGACUGCGCUUGUAAAUCAGGGUUCACAGGAGAUGGCCUAGUUUGCACAGAUGUGGACGAGUGUCUGGUAGCUAAUGGUGGGUGCCAUGCUAAAGCUAAGUGUACCAACACUGCUGGUAGCAGAACUUGUUCUUGCCUUGCUGGUUAUACUGGUAAUGGACAAGUCUGCGUGGUGCUCAAGUGCCCUGUUGGCUUUGCCGGUGAAGGUGCAGACUGUGCUCCAGACUCUGACCUUGAUGGCUACCCAGACACUGAACUGAGCUGUUCAAGCAAGUACUGCCGCAAGGAUAACUGCAUUAAUAGGCCGAACUCCGGGCAAGAGGAUGCCGACGGUGAUAAGAUUGGCGAUGCUUGUGAUGAUGAGGCUGAUGUGGCAGGUACAAAGGCCAUGGUGGACCAGAUUGAAGAACAGUGUGCUGAACAGGAGCUGCAACUCAGCACUUUCCAGAAGGAACAAGUGCUACCUACCCUGGAGAAGAUAGCCUCCUUGAUUUCCUCUCAUGCUACUACCAUCACUGACUUGUCUGAUAUGCAGAGUAACAAGCUGAAUGAGUUGCACUCAGAAUGUGAGAAGAGUCACCAGAACCAAGAAAAAAAUGGCCUCCGAGUUCGAAAAACAGAUGAGCACACAGUUAGAGGCUCAUGCUGCACAUACUGUUGCCUGUCUUGACAAUG
Molecule: messenger RNA, 1510 nt
Organism: Penaeus vannamei (Pacific white shrimp)
Lineage: Eukaryota; Metazoa; Arthropoda; Malacostraca; Decapoda; Penaeidae
Product: fibulin-1
Molecular function (GO): calcium ion binding
Source: RefSeq, a predicted model, not a curated record